Molecule: messenger RNA, 474 nt
Organism: Lycium barbarum (goji berry)
Lineage: Eukaryota; Viridiplantae; Streptophyta; Magnoliopsida; Solanales; Solanaceae
Product: stigma-specific STIG1-like protein 1
Exons: 1
Coding region: 1-474 (157 amino acids)
Source: RefSeq, a predicted model, not a curated record
AUGGCAUCAUUCACUAUGCUUUCAGUAGCCUCAUCGGUCGAUAAAUUAAAAGAAGAAAUACCAGUGAAAGAUGACAAUGAAGUUGACAAUAUGGAUGAAUUGUUCGAUAUCCCCUUCAAUGAAACUGAUGAAAGUCCAUCAUCCAUUCGAGGGGCUAGUCGUUUUCUUCUAACACAUAAAUCACCUCUUUACAAGUCGAAAAUUACACAAAAAAGAAUGAAAUGUAACAAGAACCCUAGAAUAUGUCGUGCCAAAGGUAGCCCGGGGCCAUUUUGCUGCAAGAAGAAGUGCGUCAACGUGUUCACGGACCGACAAAAUUGUGGAUUUUGUGGGAAGAAUUGCAGGUACAAUGAGACUUGUUGUAAAGGGCAGUGUGUUAACACUUUCUUUCACAAGAGGCAUUGUGGGGGUUGCGGUAACAAGUGCCAGAAAGGAAGUGCUUGUGUCUAUGGAAUGUGCAGUUAUGCAAAUUAG